Messenger RNA from Phycodurus eques (leafy seadragon), 1009 nucleotides. Its product is annotated as POU domain class 2-associating factor 1. The transcript is spliced from 5 exons. Bases 7 to 903 code for a protein of 298 amino acids. NCBI's taxonomy places the organism in Eukaryota, Metazoa, Chordata, Actinopteri, Syngnathiformes, Syngnathidae. Gene Ontology annotation, molecular function: DNA binding; POU domain binding. The record is from RefSeq and is a predicted model, not a curated record.
AGCAGUAUGCAUUUGGACAAAUCCCAUCCUGCUGCUCUGAACAGGUCCAGACCAUACCAGGGUGUUCGAGUCAAAGAUCCAGUCAAAGACUUGCUGCGAAGGAAAAGAAGUGUGGAGAUGUUGAGCACCAAGACAACUCUGCAUACUGCAGAUGUGAUUACACACAACAGCCAGUCGACAUUCACACCAGGUAUCUAUGGGCAUGAUGUCGCCAACUGCUCCCUAGCAAAGUCUCCCGUUUGUGAUGGAGAAAUUACACAAUGGAGAGCUCCACUCCCUGUCACCAGACCUGGACUUCAGCCUGCAGGAACACACUGGUCCUCACCCGACUACAGCGAGCAAGUCACCUCCGCGCAACCUCUGGCCUACCCGGCUGGUCCCACUUGGACAGCUGAUGUCUACAUGCAAACUUUGUACCCCAGUUACACCAUGCUAGCCUACACGCAGACACCACUGCUCACUAAUGUUGGGACCCUCCCUGUGGCCGCAGCAACAUGCUCCCUUCCUCAGAUGGACCUCCCAGAAUUAGGGUGUGCUUAUAUCCCCUGGACCCAGCCCCUCACCACCCUCUCUACCAUGCUUUCAGGGGUCCAGUUUGCCCCAGGGUCUACCACUCUAUCAGGUUCCCCCCUGGUACAUAUGUCUUUGUCCAAGACUUUGACCACCACAGUUCCGCAGCUGGACACCCAAGGUAUAGAUUCUCAGGUCCAGAUCCUGGAGCCACUGCAGUAUUCAGAUCUGACGAACCGCAAGCUACACGAUGAGGUGCUGGAUGAAGGUCAAGCAGUCGAAUUGGAAGCACCAAACCUACUUGAUAAAAUUCUGGAGGAUCAGGGGAAAGAAGAGGAAUCAGGAGGCAAGGUGUCAUACAGUAACUCACUCUUUGUACCUAAUGCUUUUUGACUCUUAUUUUUUUAUGAACAGAGUACUGUAAUUUCUUGUCUCCCCUGACUGCAAAAGUACAAAGGUUAGCGGUAUCAGCGUGAUUGUUUGUUUGUUUGUUCGAAAA